This is a messenger RNA of Ahaetulla prasina, 4615 nucleotides long. It is a transcript of the gene SLC67A2, whose product is annotated as major facilitator superfamily domain containing 9. Lineage: Eukaryota; Metazoa; Chordata; Lepidosauria; Squamata; Colubridae. The record is from RefSeq and is a predicted model, not a curated record. The coding region runs from base 47 to 2014 and encodes 655 amino acids. Gene Ontology annotation, biological process: transmembrane transport. The transcript has 7 exons. Gene Ontology annotation, molecular function: transmembrane transporter activity.
UCCCCUAGGCCAGGGGUCUCCAAGACCUCGACAAAUAAUAUUUUCGAUGAUAUCCAGCCUCCAGAAGAGCACAAGGUGGCCAAGGAGGCUUCCCAACCUGUGCAACCCAAGACGGCGCCGGCCGAAAGUAAAACUGUCACUUUUCUUGUUGCUGUUGUUGCGACUGCACUGGCCGCCUCGCCCCGCCCCACAUCCCCGUCAUCUUCCUACGCAGCGGCUGCCUUUCGCUUCUCUCCCCGGUCGCCCGGUUGCCGGACACCUACCUGCUCAGGGCGUGCCGGGCUGCGGCGGGGUUGUUUUCCCCCCUUUCGCCCCGCGACGCAUGGAGAAUGGAGGAGGCGGGAACGACCCGCUUAGCCCUUUUCUGGAGGAGGUGGAAAGGCCCCAGGCGGUGGCGGUGGCGGCCUCGUUGUCGUCGUUAUUCCGAGGCAGGGCUGUUUGGCCCAACCGAUUCUUGCUGUGCCUCUACGCGGUGGGCUUUCUGGAUUUCUUUGGUGUCAGUAUGGUUGUUCCCUUAUUAAAUCUUCAUGUGAAAUCUUUAGGAGUGAGUUCAACAAUUGCAGGAGUGGUAGGAUCUUUAUAUGGAAUACUCCAACUCUUUUCCAGCACCUUAGUGGGAUCUUGGAGUGAUCUAGUUGGAAGACCCCAUUGCCUACUUGUAUGCAUCCUCUUCAGUGCAUUAGGUUAUUUUGUGCUUAGCAUAUCCACCAAUGUGUUUUUAUUUGCCAUUGCUCGAACCUUUGUGGGUAUUUUCAAGCAUACACAUUCCGUUUCCAAAGUGCUCAUUUCUGACAUGGUUCCUAAGAAAGAGCGCCUCUUAGUAAUUGGAUAUUUCAAUGCUUUUUCGAAUUUUGGUUUCAUUUUGGGACCAGUUGUUGGAGGCUAUCUUACAGAGCUGGAAGGUGGUUUUUACCUGACUGCAUUCAUCUGUGCUUCCAUCUUUGUCUUGAAUGCUGUUGUUUUUUGGAUGUUGCUACGGUAUGGAAAAAAGAUGCACAGUCGUGAAUGGGCCAUUAUUAACAAAGCCAGAAGUUAUAUUUCAGAAGAAGUAAAGCACGGCCUUAAUACUGCAACUUCAUCUUACAAAGCCAUGUCAUCUGCUCAUCCUAGGAACUCCUCUUGCAUUGAAGUUAUGUCUGUGCUGAAGAGGCUUGGCAGUGUUGCAAAUUCUAAUCUGUGGGAUGUUUUUUUGGUACGGCUCCUGAUGUCUAUUGCGGUUAUGCUCUAUCAUAGCAAUUUUGUCUUGGGCCUUGAAGAAAGAUUUGGAAUGAAGCCCAAACUCACUGGCUACCUAAUUAGCUAUGGUAGCACACUUGGAGUAGUUGCUGGCUUUCUUCUUGGACCUAUCACUAAAUAUUAUAGGCACAAUACUUUUGCUAUGUUAUUACACUCUACUCUUCUUACCUGCCUGUUUAUGUUUCUGUAUUCUGUAUCAGAAAGUCUUUGGACAAUCGUUUUGUCUUGUACAUUUUUAGCAUUUUCAACCACUGUGGGACGUACGUGUAUUACAGAACUUGAACUAAUGCUGGGUGGGGAUCAGGCCAGUGGUAUGCUCAUUGGUGUUGGUCAAUCUGUUUCAGCUGUGGGUCGCAUACUUUCCCCUCUUCUCUCAGGUGUUGUGCAGGAAUACAGUCCACGUGGCCCACCAAUUCUUGGAAGCCUGUUGGGGAUUUCAGCAGUUCUCAUCAUGGUCUUUAAUAAGUCACGAUAUUCUGUCAGAAGGACCAUGAAAUUUAAAAACAUUGAUGAAUCCGCAUACAGAUGGGAGGUUGAACGACUAGCCUCGUGGUGCGACUGGAACAAUCUGGAACCGAACACACUCAAAACCGUAGAAAUGGUGGUAGACUUUAGGAAAAACCCUUCCAUACUUCCACCUCUUACAAUACUAGACAACACAGUAUCAACAGUAGAAACUUUCAAAUUUCUAGGUUCUACCAUAUCGCAAGAUCUAAAAUGGACAGCUAACAUCAAAAACGUCAUCAAAAAAGCACAAGUUCUACAGACGAAUUAUUGAGUCUGUUAUCUGCACUUCUAUUACAGUCUGGUUUGGUUCUGCAACCCAACAAGAAAGACACAGACUUCAGAGGAUAAUUAGAACUGCAGAAAAAACAAUUACUACCAACCUGCCUUUCAUUGAGGAUCUUUAUACUGCACAAGUCAAAAAGAGGGCUGUGAAAAUAUUUACAGACCCCUCACAUUCUGGACAUAAACUGUUUCAACUCCUACCCUCAAAAUGACGCUAUAGAGCACUGCACACCAGAACAACUAGACACAAGAACAGUUUUUUCCCGAAUGCCAUCACUCUGCUAAACAAAUAAUUCCCUCAACACUGUCAAACUAUUUACUAAACCUGGACUACUAUUAAUCUUCUCAUCGUUCCCAUCACCCAUCUCCUUCCACUUAGGGCUGUAUGACUGUAACUUUGUUGUUUGUAUCCUUACGAUUUAUAUUGAUAUUGAUUGUUUCCCAAUUGCUUAUUUGUAUCCUAUGAUUAUCAUUAAGUGUCGUACCUUAUGAUUAUUGAUGAACAUUUCUUUUAUGUACACUGAGAGCAUGUGCAACAAGACAAAUUCCUUGUGUGUCCAAUCACACUUGGCCAAUAAAAAAUUCUACUCUAUUCUAUUCUAUUCUCUUGUUCCAGCUCAUCUUCCCCCACAGAUUCAAACUCCGACGGGGGCGUGACAUUAUCACUGUGGAUGAAAUACUUUGAGAUAGUUUGAUCAGAUAGAAUAGACGACUGAGUUGAAAAACAACUAUAUGAAGGAAAAGUGAAUUAUCAAGAAGGAAGCAAAAACUGAGAAUCUUAUAAUUUGGUUGAGCUAAUAGGAACCUCACAAAGAGUAAAAAAUGGCAGUAUACAAACCAAUAUAAUAAAAAUACUUCUUUUAGUUCAGUGAUACUGACAUCUUCUGUUCUGUGAGUUCUUACAAAUAUUUAUCCUUUACAAAAACUAAUUUCAUUGUUACCUGUGAGACAUGCUACCACAAAACUCUGUGUCUUACAUCUCCACAUUUUUAUCUUGAUGGAGAGAAAUAGGAAGGGCAUACAUGAACACCAGCAGGAAAUUUACCUUUUAAGGCUUCACCAUAAUAAUAAUUAAAGCUUUUCUACAGAGAAUACAGAAAAAGGUGUUCAAGAGCUUCAGCUUCAUCUGAAUGUAGAAAAGGAAUUUCAUUCUGCAAGUUUUUCAUUUUCAGGCUCCAGGUUUUGUUUAACCAUGAAAAUUAUAUCAACCUUAAUUCCUGUUAGUGAUUCAUUUUCUAGCGUGCCAAAUGUUCCUUAAAUUCCAUCAGUCAGGAUUGUAGUAACGUGGCAGAAUUAUUUCUUGCAGCACUCAAACAACCAUAAAACAUGGUAAUUAUAAAUGUGUGCAAAAUAAUAUGAGACCUUCAAUUCUUAAGUUCUUUUGUGAGUUUUUGAAUUUUUAACCACUCUUAUAAAGCUGUACAGCUGAGUCAAAAUGGUUAUAAUUAGCAAAUGUUCCUUCAUGUGGCAAUAGUAGGUGAUAGCCUACUAUUGCAAAUAUGAAUCAAAAUUACAGGAGCAGGAAAGAAGUAUACUCUCUUGAUUUACAGUACAGCAAAACUCCAAACUAAAUGAGUUAAUAGUAAUUUCAACAGGGUUGAAAUAUGCUGCGUCCUGUGUAACAUGCAACUUAACCAUAUGCUGGAUGAAAAUGUUAACAUUGUACCAAUAAAUUAGGUUUGAAUUUUCUCACAUUGUCAAUUUGGCUAAUUGUACAAAUGUUACUUUAUCCUGUUACCUAAUAGAUAUCGAUAAAGAACAUUUGUUCCCAUUGCACCUUAUCAAUGUCCAUCCAAAAGUCCAAGUAACUUUUAUGUUGUCAAAAUGUUAUCAGAUUCUUCUCCAGAGAUGGCCUGCAUUAAAACUAAUAACAUCAACUGAUGGCUGAUAUAUUUAAAACAAUGUCUUUUAUGUUGACAAGAACAGAGUUUUCUAUUCUAAAAGACCAAAGAAAGUUAUUUGUGUAUUUACCAAUAGAUGGCACUAAAGACUUUUUUUCAGCCGUUUAAUGUUGAACUGAAUUUUAGCUCAAAGCAAGAGCAUCAAACAACAGUGCGCCACAAUAUUGUUACUAUGCUUAGGCGGCCUAAGUCAAAAGUAUAAUGUAUCGCCAUCACAUAUUCUGGAGCCCCAUUGCAUUUUUAUUUUUUUUUACUAUCCGUAGGACAAUUUCAUUUGUAAAGCAAAUACUGAUUAAUUUAAGUCUAUAUUUCUAGCAUUCUAUCAAAAAGAGCAUAAAUAACUGUUUGGAAAACACUUCUGAUUUGUGUUGAUAUGGCCUACAGGCUAAUCAAUAAAGCUAAUCUAGUAAUCUUCUGGUUUGUGAUUAAAUAUAUGUAUGUGGGUAUGUACAAUAAGUGCAUUUUAUUUAUUUUUUUCUUCAAAUGGCAAACUAUUUUCAAAGAAAAUAGAUCAUUAGUAAUAGUGCAUGUUAAAAGAGCAUUACAGCAAAACUUUUAAAGACACUCCUGCUUGUUUUAAAGCAAAGAUUCUUUUAAUUAUAUUGCUGCUUUUUAAAAAUAAUUCUGUAUCUAGGGACACAUAAUUUUAAAAUAACUUCAAUAUGUUUAAAUAAAUAAACUUAAGACCA